Messenger RNA from Rhipicephalus microplus (southern cattle tick), 1356 nucleotides. RefSeq names its product nimA-like kinase (gene niki). Lineage: Eukaryota; Metazoa; Arthropoda; Arachnida; Ixodida; Ixodidae. Gene Ontology annotation, molecular function: ATP binding; protein kinase activity. The record is from RefSeq and is a predicted model, not a curated record. Gene Ontology annotation, biological process: protein phosphorylation.
CAAACAUCCUUUCAUUGCUUUUCUGCUUGCAGGGUUGUAACACUGUAUUCCGAGAAGUCCACUGGGCGGAAGGUGGUCAUCAAGCACAUCCCUGUGCAGCAGAUGUCCAGUGAAGAGAAGGAAGGAUCCCUGAAUGAGGCCAAGGUGCUGGCUAUGCUGCACCAUCCAAACAUCAUUGCCUAUUACGACAGCUUCCUCGAGGAAAAGAGCCUGGCCAUCGUCAUGGAGUACGCCUCAGGUGGAAAUUUAUAUGAUUACCUGAAGCAAAGAGGCGGUGCUCUGAUUUCCGAGGAGCAAGUUCUAAGCUACUUUGUACAAGUCUUGCUCGCCCUCGAGCACGUUCACUCGAGGCAAAUCCUGCACAGAGACCUCAAGACUCAGAACCUGCUCCUAAACCAAUGCCGCAGCAUUGUCAAGGUUGGCGACUUUGGCAUCUCGAAGAUCCUGACCAGCAAGAGCAAGGCAGAGAGCAUAGUUGGCACUCCAAACAACCUAUCACCAGAGAUAUGUGUAGGCAAACCGUACAAUCAGAAGAGUGACGUCUGGGCACUAGGCUGUAUUCUGUACGAACUCCUGACACUGAGGAGCCCCUUUGAAGGCAACCACGUUCCGAGCCUGGUGAUGAAGAUCAUUCGAGGAUCCUACGAGCCCAUUAGCGACCACUACAGCACUCAGGUCCGUAACCUGCUCGAACGGAUGCUACAAAAGGAGCCGUCACAGCGGCCGUCUGUCAACCAGCUGAAGGCGACACCCUUUCUGCUGCCUGUAAUUUGCAACAUUUAUCUGACGACUGGCUCGCUACCCUGUGUUGCCCAGAAAGACCGUUUGUCUUCUACGCUGUCCCUGACUACAGUUGGUCUGAGAUCCCGUGCAAGUUCCGGCGAUAUGUCGACAUCUCUGCUUGCUUGGGACAGUAGGAGCGUGGCUACCAUUGAGCUGGAGGUGCCGAAAGGACACGGCUGCAUUAAUGACGUGGCCGUUGGAUUGGACACCAUCGUGGGCAUUACUGCAUACGGAAGCGCUGUUCUUUGGAAAGUGACAGAUCAGUCGAAAGAGAAGACUUGUGAAGCAAAGAUUGUGAAGAACUACCUCAGUGACCGUGUAACCCAUGCUGGCUGUGGAGCCGACUUCAUCGUCUUGCUGUCGGAACGAAAGAUCCUUCUAUCUUGUGGACACGGACAGUCUGGUAGCCUUGGUCAUGGUGGCCAUUUUGACAGUGCCAAGAAACCCAAGGUUGUGGAAGCUCUGUUGGAUCACGAGAUUACGCAUGUGGCCUGUGCGACAUCGCACGUUCUUGCCGUCGAUGAAAGACACAACGUCUAUGCCUGGGGUGAUUCCAGACAUGGUGCGCCUUAA